Recurvomyces mirabilis is the source of this 1026-nucleotide messenger RNA. RefSeq lists its product as uncharacterized. NCBI's taxonomy places the organism in Eukaryota, Fungi, Ascomycota, Dothideomycetes, Mycosphaerellales, Teratosphaeriaceae. The transcript has a single exon. Bases 1 to 1026 code for a protein of 341 amino acids. Gene Ontology annotation, cellular component: mitochondrion. The record is from RefSeq and is a predicted model, not a curated record. Gene Ontology annotation, molecular function: oxidoreductase activity.
AUGAAAGCCUUUCUCAUCCAAGAGUUCGUCUCCAACCCUUCCACCAUCAAACCCUCAAACGUGCCCACCCCCGCCCCCAACCCAGAUCAAUAUAUCAUACGCAUAAUCCACUGCAGCCCACAGCACGCAGACAUCCUCCAUGCCCAAGGCAAACAUCAAAACAAUAACCGCAAGAAAGGAUGGUGUUUCCCACCUUUCAUCCUUGGAUAUGACUUUGCAGGUGUCGUACAGACGACGCCUUCCAAUGGCUCGAGCAGUAGGCUAAAGAAAGGUGAUAGAGUCUUUGGUGCAGCUAUUGGAGCCUUUGCCGAGUGUAUCUGCGUUAGCGAGAGCGCGAUAAGGAGGAUACCGGAUCGACUGAGCAAUGAGACGGCUUGUGCGAUGUCCGGACAGGCUGUGAGUUAUGCUGCUGUGGUGAAUAUCGCUAAGGUCCGGAAGGAGGAUACGGUACUGGUUAGUGGGGCUAGUGGUGGGUUAGGAAGUGUCUGUUGUAUGGUUGCCAAAGUUCUGGGGGCAAAGGUCAUUGCACUUGCUGGUGAUGAGACGAAGGCUGGGCAUAUGAGGAGGGAUAUGGGUGUGGAUCAUGUAGUCGUUGAGAACGAUGGGUGGAUCGAGCAGGUGCUGGAUAUCACUGGUGGACAAGGUGUGGAUGUUGUGCUGGAUAAUACGGGUAUGGUCAACGAUGCUAUUCGCUGCCUGGCGUACUUUGGUAGGAUCGUGAUCUUGGGCUUUGCGGCACGGAAGGGUGUUAUGGAGGAGGUCAAGAUGAAUAAGCUUUUGCUCAAGUCGGCUACAGUGGUGGGCUAUAGGUUUGGUGAGAGCGGAAGGAGGUAUCCAGAUGAAUUACAGAAGAUCUGGGAUGGCUAUCUGGGGUUGCUGGAGAGUGGGAAGCUCAAGCCGAUGCUUUUCCGCAAGUAUGAAGGUCUGGAUGAUAUGGGUAGGGCAUUGGGAGAUCUCGCGGAGAGGAGAGUGUACGGUAAAAUCGUAGUGAAGGUGGCGGACGUUGAGACGAGCUCGAAGCUGUGA